Manis pentadactyla (Chinese pangolin) is the source of this 939-nucleotide messenger RNA. RefSeq names its product olfactory receptor 10J3. Gene Ontology annotation, cellular component: membrane. Gene Ontology annotation, biological process: G protein-coupled receptor signaling pathway. The record is from RefSeq and is a predicted model, not a curated record. The transcript has a single exon. NCBI's taxonomy places the organism in Eukaryota, Metazoa, Chordata, Mammalia, Pholidota, Manidae. Bases 1 to 939 code for a protein of 312 amino acids. Gene Ontology annotation, molecular function: G protein-coupled receptor activity; olfactory receptor activity.
AUGCCAAAGUCAAACUCCACUGCUGUGACUGAGUUCCUCUUGGAAGGUUUCCCUAGCUUUGGGCGGCAGCACAGGCUCGUCUUCUUUGCUGUCUUUCUAACUCUGUACCUACUGACGCUCUCCGGCAAUGUCGUCAUUGUGACUAUUAUUCGCCUGGACCGUCACCUCCAUACUCCCAUGUACUUUUUCCUGAGCACGCUGUCCCUCUCUGAGACCUGCUAUACUGUGGCCAUCAUUCCCCGUAUGCUUUCCGGCCUCCUGAGUCCUCACCAGCCCAUUGCUAUCCAAGACUGUGCCGCUCAACUCUUCUUCUAUCUCACCUUCGGUAUCAAUAAUUGCUUCCUCCUCACGGCCAUGGGGUAUGACCGCUAUGUGGCCAUCUGCAACCCCCUACGGUAUUCGGCCAUCAUGGGUAAAGAGGUCUGUGUCCAGCUGGCAUCUGGGUCACUGGGACUUGGCCUGGGCAUGGCCAUUGCCCAGGUCACAUCUGUGUUUGGCCUGCCCUUCUGUGAUGCCCUCAUCUCUCACUUCUUCUGUGACGUGAGGCCCCUGCUAAAGCUGGCUUGCACGGACACCACUGUCAAUGAGAUCAUCAACUUUGUCGUCAGUGUCUGUGUCCUCGUCCUACCCAUGGGCCUGGUCUUCAUCUCCUACGUCCUCAUCAUCUCUGCCAUCCUUAAGAUUGCUUCAGCUGAGGGCCGGAAGAAGGCCUUUGCCACCUGCGCCUCCCACCUCACGGUGGUCAUCAUCCACUAUGGCUGUGCCUCCAUCAUUUACCUCAAGCCUAAGUCCCAGAGUUCCCUGGGGCAGGACAGACUCAUCUCAGUGACCUACACCGUCAUCACUCCCCUGCUGAACCCUGUUGUGUACAGCCUGAGGAAUAAGGAGGUCAGGGAUGCCCUGUGCAGAGCCUUGGGGCAAAAACCCCUCUCCUCUUAG